Molecule: messenger RNA, 6136 nt
Organism: Galleria mellonella (greater wax moth)
Lineage: Eukaryota; Metazoa; Arthropoda; Insecta; Lepidoptera; Pyralidae
Gene: trc
Product: serine/threonine-protein kinase tricornered
Exons: 11
Coding region: 424-1803 (459 amino acids)
Biological process (GO): peptidyl-serine phosphorylation; intracellular signal transduction
Molecular function (GO): ATP binding; protein serine/threonine kinase activity
Source: RefSeq, a predicted model, not a curated record
UCUGUGCUCGCUGUUGCUUGACGUUUUUCUUUGUGCAAUUUUCUGUCGGGUCUCUUACUCUCAUGAAAUAUCCCGUUAUUUCGCUUUCGUAAUUCAUUUAACAAAGGCACGACUAUUUGCGAGUGCCCCUCGGUUAAUGAACUAUUACUUCUUUUUACAAAUUUUAUAAGAUCAGUGACACCGCGCUACGGUGUAACUAUUUUGAUCGUUUGUCUGAUAUCGAUUUUAUACUCGGUGUGGAUGAUAAUUAUUUAUAUGAAGCUCAUUUAUUAAUGAGAACAAGUGAUUGUCAAAUAAGCAGCAAGAUUUUCGUGUUACAGUCCAACCCAAGAGUGAGCCGUGUCUUGGGGGAAAAGCACCCCGGGCACUACGGUGGCCCCAGAUACACCGGCACCAGCGCCCCAGCCUCCCGGGGUGCUGGAAAUGACGGGUACCGACAACAUACGCUUCAGCGGGCACACGCUCGACAAAGCCACCAAAGCCAAGGUCACCCUAGAAAAUUUCUAUACUAACCUCAUCACCCAACACUAUGAGAGGAAGCAAAGACUGGAGAAGCUGGAGGAAUCGCUGAAGGACGAGAGUUUAACUGAGAGUCAGAAGCAAGAGAAGCGGCAGCAACACGCGCAGAAAGAGACCGAGUUCCUCCGCCUCAAGAGAUCGAGGCUCGGCGUCGAAGACUUUGAGCCUUUGAAGGUCAUAGGCCGGGGUGCGUUCGGCGAAGUGCGACUGGUUCAAAAGAAGGACACUGGCCACGUGUACGCCAUGAAAAUACUCCGAAAAGCUGACAUGCUAGAAAAGGAACAGGUGGCGCACGUACGAGCGGAGCGAGACAUUCUUGUGGAGGCGGACCACCAGUGGGUGGUGAAAAUGUACUACAGCUUCCAGGAUCCGAUGAACUUGUACCUGAUCAUGGAGUUCUUGCCCGGCGGUGAUAUGAUGACGCUGCUUAUGAAGAAAGACACGCUCAGUGAGGAAUGCGCGCAAUUCUAUGUCGCGGAGACUGCGUUGGCAAUCGACAGCAUACACAAGCUCGGCUUUAUACACAGGGAUAUAAAGCCUGACAACUUGCUCCUCGACGCUCGCGGCCACAUCAAGCUGAGCGAUUUCGGCCUGUGCACCGGUCUCAAGAAGAGUCACCGCACGGACUUCUAUCGCGACCUGUCGCGCGCGACGCCCUCUGAUUUCAUCUGCGCGUCGGUGUCGGCGCUGGACUCGAAGCGGCGCGCCGAGUCGUGGAAGCGCAACCGGCGCGCGCUCGCGUACUCGACCGUGGGCACGCCCGACUACAUCGCGCCCGAGGUGUUCCUGCAGACCGGCUACGGGCCGCAGGCCGACUGGUGGAGCCUCGGCGUCAUCAUGUACGAGAUGCUGAUCGGGUACCCGCCGUUCUGCUCGGAGUCGCCGCAGGAGACGUACCGCAAGGUGAUGUCGUGGCGCGAGUCGCUCACGUUCCCGCCCGAGGUGCCCAUCGGCGAGGAGGCGCGCGACACCAUCCUGCGCUUCUGCUCCGAGCCCGACCGCAGGCUGGGCUCGCAGCGCGGCGUCGAGGACGUGAAGUCGGCGGCGUUCUUCCGCGGCGUGGACUGGAGCCACGUGCGCGAGCGGCCCGCCGCCAUCUGCGUCGACGUGCGCUCCAUCGACGACACCUCCAACUUCGACGACUUCCCGGACGUCAAGCUCGAGAUACCGGCUGCGCCGAUCUCGCAGGAGGGCGAGGCGGCGUAUAAGGACUGGGUGUUCAUCAACUACACGUUCAAGCGGUUCGAGGGCCUCACGCAGCGCGGCACGCCCGCCAAGAAGUGAGCCGCGAGCCGUCAGCCGCCAGCCACCAGCCACCGACCGCCGCCACAGCAGCGACAGCAGCCACACCCGCCCACUGGGCCGCUCGCUCGCCCCGUGCACUACUCGACCAUGUAGCUUUAUUAUAUAUUUUACUGACUAUUCAGUGAAAUGUGAAUAGUUGUAUAAAAUAGCCUAGGGAUCGACGUGUAUCACUGGAACGGUGUAGGGAGGCGCGAGCCGCCCGCGCCCCCUGGAGGUCCAAGGGAAUGUUCUUUAGCUAAUUAUUAUUUGACUAUCGCUAGUGCUCGUUAUCGUUUGUGGUAUGUUGAGCGAGCGAGCCCGCUCGGAGUGGCGCCAUACAGUAUGAACGUCGCUUAGUACGCACCGCUACCACCCGGUAGCCAGGAACACAGUACAAACGUAAUAUUUGAAUCGAUGACCAUUAAGCUAUUCUCUAAUUACGUAUUAUUUUAAUUAUAAUUAUGUCCAUAAUCUCCUUGUAGGUCAGCCGAGGAUAGUCGUAUGCACAGUUGAAAGUUAACUGUCAAAAUAACCUGUCCAAUCGAAUGUAAUUAAAUGCGUGUGUGUGCGCGCGUGCGCGCGUGUUUGUGUGUGUGUGUGUGUGUGUGUGUGUGGGUGCAUGUUUGCGUGGGCGCGUGUGUGCACGCGGGCGCGUGUAUGCACGUAUAUGAGUGUGCGUGCACGCGUGCGACUCGGGUCGACAUCGCCACUCAUGUUCAACUGCAACCCUUCGUAUUCAGAACCAAAAUGUGCACUGCGAUGUGUUCACUUUGUUAUUAUAUUAGUAUUCAUAUUUCGCGUUGAUUUAGCUGUUCACGUAUAUUAUUAUUCGCUCGCGUAAGAUUUAAAGUUUAACAAUCAAAUUGUGUUUUUGUAAUGUAUAAGAGACCGUAGUGGUUGCGUGAACUCAGUUUUUAAUUGAAUACAUUACGUAAAGUUAGAGGGCGACCCGUUGCGUGCGUUGCGUCCGCUCGAUAACAUUACAAGAACUUAAUUAACAGUACACUAAUUAAUUAACAACAUUUCUUUUAUACUAUGUUAUGUAUGUUUAAGUUUUUACUGCUAAAAUCUCGAUUCAUCGAUACUUACGGACGGAACAUUACCAAAUUAGUUACUGUGCGCGACAGCGUAAUUAUAAUGGAGCGCCAUCUCUCGUAUAAAACCUAUACCUUGCCUUGAGAAUGUAUGGCGUAUUUGCAGAAUGCCUGUGAAUUAACAAUAUUGUUUAUGCAGUGUGUACUGUGACGCGUAGCCGUCCUGUCCGUAGCGCGCGCUCCGCCGCCGUGAACGCGAGACGUUAACGAGACGAGACGCUCGCACCAAACUUCGUACACCGCACACCGCACACCGCACACCGAACAUAGCACACCGCACACCGAACACGCGCUCUGAACACCGAACACCGAACAUCGCACACCGCAGCAAACCGCAGCACAGCACACGCCGAACAUCAGACUCCGCAGCGCAGCACAGCACAGCGCACUACCGGUUCUUCUCUUAUCUCCGUACUAAUGUUGACAUGGUUUUAAUUUACGGUGAUGCAAUUAAAAAAGCAAUCCUAAGUUUGUGCGCCGCGUAGUACGAUGCGCUUAUUUUGUAUAACUACGUGUAUAUAUAAUAUUACGCAAGACGCUAACUAUCGAACGUUCGGUUCGAGUGCAAUAGAAUGCCGUCCACUCCAAAUUAUUUUAUUGUCCAGGAAAUAUUCAGUACUCUUACAAAUGUAUGUUAUUGUUAUAUUUUGUGCAAUAAAUGCAGUCGUCGCAUGUGUUGGUAUCUGGAAGAAACAGUUCUCUGUGGAGGUGCUGUGAUUGCACGGCGCACUACUUGAAGCGCUACUGAGCAUUUCUAAAAGCUAUCGUCAAGUCUCGCGCUCGUCACGACGCCUAGCUCUGCUCGUAUGCAGAGAGAUGGUUACCGCAGUCCGCCUGUAUGUACCAGCGGUAUUAAAUAUAUAAGUUAUGAAAAAAACGGUACAUCAUCACUGUAUUAGCUUGCCAUAUCGGUAUAUGAUGACAUUACCUAGCUACUCUACUACUAGGACGCGUCGCGUGAUCGGCGCAUAUUAACCCUCUGACCGCGUUUUUUUUUUCGCUUCAUUUCCGCACAUCGCUUUGACAACAAAUAGCAGUACGAGUAUUUAGACAUCUAGCGAGAUUCAGAGAAACAAUAUCGGUCUAGCAAAACAAACAUCGCGGGGCAACAAGGUCAAUAAACAUAAAAAAUGCGAGCACGUCGAAAUCGCGGGAUGUCCGCUCAGAGGGUGGACAGAUCGGUAUGAAAUAUUAUAUUUACUUCCACGUUGAAAUACAUAUAAAGAUUAUAAAUCUCAUUCUUCGAUGGACUUCUCGCAGUUUCGAGCGCUGCGACGCAGUGCAAGGAUGUGUAUAGAUUUAUUAUUUACAAUCAGUGUAACAUCACAAUUAAAUUUAGGUCAUUAUACUACGCAAAUAAACGCCGGGGAGCGGCGGCCGCGAGCCGUGUGCCCGCGGGACGGUGGCGUACGCGAACAAAGUCGCGGGUGCAGCGGACACUGGCUCCGCGAACGCUGUGCCUGUUCGGUGCCUGUCGGUUCACGGUACGAUACGACACGGCGGCCGCAGACGGCAGCGCGGCUACCACUCGAGCGACUGCCACUCGCACACUUACUGUAGUAUCGAAUGUUUCCGCUAUUCCUCAUUAGAUUUACUAAUUAAAUGGGUUUACUGAUAGAAGCGUUUAGUAUUGUUAUGUUUAUUACGUCGUAGAUUAUUUUCGCCACGUAACAUAUUUUAAAAUCUCUCUAUUAAGUUGUAUAGUAAUCGGUGUUUUCUUAAGUUUCGAGCGGCGACCUUGUAUGUCGAGCGUGGUGGGCGGCCAGCGACCAUCGGCCGCGUUGAGAUGAGACAUACUGUUUGAAUAUAGCCAUCGCUGGGCUCGCGGCGUGGCUGCCAGGUCGUACGUGAGUAGCGCUAUGUGAAAAACUACCUAACUAAUAAUGCUUGUUCCUUUUUUUGUUACGUCUUGCAAUAAAUAAUAAGAAGUAUCCACACACUGAUUUGCGGUGGGCUGUACGAAUUCUUAUCAUCUAUUGGAAGGCGCGCGACGACGAGACGCGCUCCGUGAUGACGAUGAUGGCGAGCGCCAGUUGAUGGUCGAGCCCGCGAUUGCUUUGUUCCGCGCGUGUGUCGUCUUGCCAUUAGGACAAUGGUCGUCCGCUGCCACCCGGUAACGCUGCGCCCCCUAGUGUGCCCGCCAUCAGCCGACCAUCUCUGUGUUCAUAUCGAUAACCGAAUACCAGUGACGAGGGUAACACUCCUCCUAAAACCAUUUCUCUCUAUAUUUCGGGCGCUUACGUUUACAUCACAAUUUAAACUUAUUCGUUAAGUAUUAUAAACUGGUUGAAAUAAUGCAAAUGUUCUAGUAAUACUAGCUAGGUACUAAUUUCUGUUUAAUAAAGUACAUGUAAAGUACCUAAGUACACAUUUAGCGUAGUCGUUACUACAUUGUAAAUGUAUGACAUGCUAGCGCGGCGUGUGGUCGGGCGACGGUCGACGGUCGACGGACGCCGGUCGCGGACUACUUGGAGUGUAGUUGCGUUUUGCAGAGCAUAAUUCUAGAACGGCUACUUGCAUCACGUAGGAGAUACGCAGAGACACUAUUUGAUAGUUCGUUAGAUAUUUGUAUAUAAAGAUUAAUAUUGUAAUAUCACGUAAGUAGAGCUACAUGUCUAUUUUCUACUAUUACAAACUGAGAGUUACUCUAUUAGUAUUAUUAUCCCAUAGGAUGUAUACCAACGCAGACGGAGUUCAUCAACGAAUGGCCGACCGGAGUGUCGAGUCGGACUCGCGUUGCUACCAGUGCGAAUUACUUUGCUAUAGAAAACAAUGAAUAUGAGAAUACGUUUAUUGAUCAGUUAGUGGGUACAUUGGUACCGAGCGCGGACACAGCGCGUGCGGUACGGCGGCCGGGCCCGGGCUCUGUGGGCACGGAAUAGAUGGGAUGGUACCGGGCGGCCGGUGGACGGUGGACGGUGGACGACGGAGGCGAGGCGGCCUCCCGUCCGCUCUGCCGCAAUGAGCCCGUGGCCUCCGCAGCGCAGCUUCGCGUGCUGUUGCUCGCCUUUGUACCUAUUUAUAUAUUUUUGUAUAUAUAUAUAUAACACGCUAACGCUCCCCUACGCGCCGGCGUAACUUUCGAAUAAAUUAUCUUAUUAUUUGCUUUGUUAUUGUUAUUAAAACAAAAUUAAAUAAUAUUUUAUGUCUUCAAUAAUAAUAUUUUGAAGUAUUUUGUUUAACACUUAUUGUUUCUUACAUGUGAUUUAAGAAAGUGGCAAUACAGAUAAGAAUUAAUA